CGGUCCUCUUGGCUCGGUGGGGGGCUGAGCCGCGGGCGGUGGCUAUGGCGCUGCUUCAGCGCGGCCGCUGCUGUGGAGUCGCCGCCACGACGAGCCUGAGGCGGCUGGUGCUGGGGCCCCAGGGGCGGGUGUGUGGAAGCCAUGUGUGGAGCCAGUACAGAGCAUCAGGUUCUUUGCCAGAUGAAAAGAAGGAGUUUCUGCAAAAUGGACCUGAUUUUCAAGAUUUUGUAUCUGGGGAUUUUUCUGACAAGAGCAUGUGGGCUGAGUAUAAAGGCAAUUUAAAACGCCAGAAGGGAGAAAGGCUGCGACUUCCUCCAUGGCUAAAAACUGAGAUUCCCAUAGGAAAGAACUAUAAUAAACUGAAGAGUACACUGCGAAAUUUAAAUCUUCAUACUGUGUGUGAGGAAGCACGUUGUCCCAACAUUGGAGAGUGCUGGGGAGGGGGUGAGUAUGCCACUGCUACAGCAACUAUCAUGUUGAUGGGUGACACAUGUACAAGAGGUUGCAGAUUUUGUUCAGUAAAGACGGCAAAAAAUCCACCUCCAUUGGAUCUUAAUGAACCCUACAAUACAGCAAAAGCUAUAGCUGAAUGGGGCUUGGAUUAUGUUGUAUUGACAUCAGUAGACCGAGAUGAUAUUCUAGGCGGUGGAGCAGAACACUUUGCAAAAACUGUAUCACACUUGAAGGAAAGGAAUUCAAAAAUUCUAGUAGAAUGUUUAACCCCUGAUUUUCGAGGGGACCUUAAUGCUGUGGAGAAAGUUGCCUUGUCAGGCUUAGAUGUAUAUGCCCAUAAUGUGGAAACUGUUCCAGAUUUACAGAGGAAAGUACGUGAUCCUCGGGCCAAUUUUAAGCAAUCUUUACAAGUUUUGAAGCAUGCUAAGAAGGUCCAACCUGAUGUAAUUUCUAAAACCUCCAUUAUGCUGGGAUUAGGCGAGACAGAUGAACAAGUAUAUUCAACAAUGAAAUUAUUACGUGAGGCAGAUGUGGACUGUUUGACUUUAGGACAAUACAUGCAACCAACAAAACGUCAUCUAAAGGUUGAGGAAUAUGUUACUCCUGAGAAGUUUAAACACUGGGAAAAAGUAGGAAAUGAGCUUGGAUUUCAUUACACAGCUAGUGGUCCUCUAGUGCGCUCCUCUUAUAAAGCAGAGACUGUCCGGUUUGGCCAAUGUACAUGGCAGGGGGGCAUUGCUGGCACAUGAUGGCAUAUAUCACAUUAGUAGAUGUGCAGGUAAAUGAGUCCCUGAUGGUGUGGUUGUUGUGGUUGGGUCAUCUCCGAUGGUGUCACUAGAAUAGAUAUGGGGACAGAGUAGGCAACGAGGUUUGUUACAGGGAUUGUUUCCUGGGUUAGUGUUUCUGUGGUGUGGUGUGUUGCUGGUGAGUAUUUGCUUCAGGUUAGGGGGCUGUCUGUAAGGGAGGACUGGCCUGCCUCCUAAGGUCUGUGAAAGUGAGGGAUUGUUUUCCUGGAUAGGUUGUCAAUCGUUGAUGAUGUGCUGGAGAGGUUUUAGCUGGGGCCUGUAGGUGAAGGCCAGUGGUGUUCUGUUAUUUUCCUUGUGGGGCCUGUCCUGUAGUAGGUGAUUUUUGGGUAUCCGUCUCGCUCUGUCACUAUGUUUCCUCAGUUCCCCAGAUGGGCAUUGUAGUUUUAAGAAUUCUUGAUAAAGAUCUUGUAGAUGUUUGUCUCUCCCUGAGGGAUUGGAGCAAAUUCGAUUGUAUCUUAGGGCUUGGUUGUAGACAAUGGAUCGUGUGAUGUGUCCUGGUUGGAAGCUGGAGGCACGUAGGUAAGUAUAGCAAUGAGUAGGUUUCUGGUAUAGGGUGGUGUUUAUGUGACAAUCACUUAUUUGCACUGUACUGUCCAGGAAGUGAAUCUCUUGUGUGGACUUGUCCAGGGUGAAAUGGAUGGUGGGGUGAAAAUUGUUGAAAUCCAGGUGGAAUUCUUCAAAGGCAACUCUCCACCACCACAUUCUACAGGCCACUAUCCUCAGAUCCCACUGAGAAGAAACUACACCAUCUGCUCAAGAAACUCCCUGCUAUAGCACAGGAACAAAUCUACACGGACAUACCCCCAGAGCCCUGACCAGGGGUAUUCUAUCUGCUACCUAAGAUCCAUAAACCUGGAAACCCUGGCCACCUCAUCAUCUCAGGUAUUGGGACUCUUACAGCAGGAUUUUCUGGCUAUUUGGACUCUCUCCUCACACCCUACGCUACCAGCACUCCUAGCUAUCUUCAAGACACCACCGACUUCCUGAGGAAACUACAAUGCAUUGGUGAUCUUCCUGAAAACACCAUCCUGGCCACCAUGGAUGUAGAAGCUCUCCACACCAAAAUUCCAUGAGAAUGGACUACAAGCUGUCAAGAACAGUAUUCCUGAUGAGACCACAGCCUACCUGAUGGCUGAGCUUUGUGCCUUUGUCCUCACCCACAACCAUUUCAGAUUUGGGGACAACUUAUACCUCCAAGCCAGCGGCACUGCUGUGCGUACCUGCAUGGCCCCACAGUAUGCCAACAUUUUUAUGGCUGACUUAGAACAAUGCUUCCUCAGCUCUUGUCCCCUAGUGCCCCUCCUCUAGUUGCGCUACAUUGAUGACAUCUUCAUCAUAUGGACCCACAGGAAGGAGGCCCUUGAGUCGCAAGAUGAGAUCCCAGUUAAACUGAUACACCCUGGAAAUGAUAUUGGACGUUGAACUAUAACCUUUGAACUAAAUUCAAAAGGAACUCUUUGCAACUAUAAAGUACACUAUCUCUGCUAUGUAUCUGAACCUCAAGAAUUGAACUCCUGUCUGUAUGUAUAUUGAUAUUUUAACUAUACUCUCUUCCUUUUCUUUUUAAAUAAAUUUUAGUU
Molecule: messenger RNA, 2839 nt
Organism: Dermochelys coriacea (leatherback sea turtle)
Lineage: Eukaryota; Metazoa; Chordata; Testudines; Dermochelyidae
Gene: LIAS
Product: lipoic acid synthetase
Exons: 11
Coding region: 45-1202 (385 amino acids)
Biological process (GO): lipoate biosynthetic process
Cellular component (GO): mitochondrion
Molecular function (GO): 4 iron, 4 sulfur cluster binding; lipoate synthase activity
Source: RefSeq, a predicted model, not a curated record